AUGAACAAUUUGAUUAUUGAAGAUGGUUUCGUUGAAAAUAUCAUUUCUGAAUUUGGAGAUGUGAACAAUGUGUCAUUACCAUUUGAUAAGGUUUUCUACAUGACAAGAAAUAAUAACUCAGAAGUAAAUGAAGUUGUGGAAUAUCAAGAGGAUAGUGGUGAUAAUUCUGCAGUAAAUAUAGUCUUUGAAAAUUGGAUAGAUCUAAAUGGGGAUGUGAACAAUGUGCUAGUAUUAGUUGAUAAGGUUUCCUAUAUUAUAGAAAACAAUAGUUCAGAAGUAAAUGAAAUUGUGGAAUAUCAAGAGGAUGAUGGUGACAAUCCUGCAUAUUCUAUUAUAUUAGUUAUGGCCUUCAAAAAGUGGCUAGAGCUAAAUGGAUAA
This is a messenger RNA of Dentiscutata heterogama, 378 nucleotides long. The record is from the annotation of a GenBank genome assembly. NCBI's taxonomy places the organism in Eukaryota, Fungi, Glomeromycota, Glomeromycetes, Diversisporales, Gigasporaceae.